AUGCACGACUCGCUCCGGCUUUCGAAGAUGCACCGGCUGCCUCUCCGGCUGAAGAUUGCGGCGGAAAAAGCGCUCAGUCGCGGGCCUGGAAUGAUGGCUGGGCUGGACGUGCUCGCCGCAACAGACACGAAGGAGCACGGCGCGCUUCUCCUACCAGUCUUCUACGCACUCCUUGAUACCGCUAUUCUCCCUGAACUCCGAGCUACCGGUUUUGUGGAAGGCAAUCGGGACGCCACCCAGACCUAUGCGACAUGUGCGUUGCGGGGCAUCGACGGAAUGCAGCGCGUCACACAUGCGAUCACGGCAACCGCGCUCCCCGCUAUAUGGCGCCGCUGCUGGGCGUGGGUCGACUUCCUGACCGAGUAUACACCCGUUCUCUCCCUCCCGUGGUCGCGCACGGACACUGCGACCCGGCCGGGCGCACUGCCGGCGCUCUGGCUGCGCAUCUUCACACAUUUCCUGGACCAUUGCGUUGCGCUGAAAAGCGCUGUCUUUGGAGAGACGCGGGGAUUCCGCGUCAUGGUCGGGGAGGCUUGGGCGCAUUUCGUGCAUGCGGACCCCGACAAUGCGGCAGGCCUGCGGAAUGUCGCGGUGACGCUGACGCUCAUCAUGAACUCUCCGGACGCAGACGUCGUCAAGGACGUUGCAGAGGGCGCCGGAGGGAAGCGGGCGCUGGCCACGCUCAUUGUCCAUGACCUGUACAACGAAUGGCCAGACGCCAAGCCGGCAACGUCCGCAAGUUUCCGCCGCGCCGCCAGCCUCUUUGCCUUCAUGCGACUCGCGCUCGAUCACGGUCUGACCGCGGCACUCCAAGAAGAAGAAAUUGUCGCCGCGCUGACCACCGCCUGCACCUCUAUGAGUGUAGCGACACCUGGGGACGGAAUGCGCGCCGAGCUCAUGUACGAUGCGCUAUCGCUCCUUGUCCGGGUGCUCGAUGGGCCGUGGCCGCAGGUCCGCGCGGCGGAGGCUAUCGAGGAAGGGCUCUUCGCUGUCCUGCAUACGAUGACCCGCUGGGCGUCGCCCGCGAACACGACGCUGAUGCUUAAACUGUUCCGCGAUACGCUCCCCCCGCUGCUACCGCUCCGCCCCGUGGCUGCAGUGCUCCAGGAGGCCCUCCUCGAGGUGCGCGAUCUGGACUCGGCGUUCUGCAUCCGCUCGCCUGAACUCUUCCGCGCGUGGGAACGGCUGAGUGAGCAGGCGGUCACGCGCGUCGUGCUGUUCAAUGCUUACAAGGAUAGAGGCUCCCAAACCGCACUUGUAGCGUGCUCCAAUCUCGAGUGCUGUAACAUUUGGGAGCGGCACGCGAUGAAGCAGUGUGCGGGGUGUCGUCGCCGACUAUACUGCUCCAGAUUGUGUCAGCGACAGGACUGGCGCUACGGAAAACACCGUCGAUACCCGAUCGUACGUGCCACAGAUUUCAAAUACCCACUAGUAUUUAUAACCGCCGCAGCACGGGACAUCCUAGCUCACCACGCCGACCGAGAGUUUGCAAUUGCCGUCCUGAAUCACGAGUACCGAGUGCAGCGGUCCUCUCUUGCAACCCACAUCCUUCGCUGGCUCCUCACGAACCGCAACCCGAACAGUGAGCUGGUGGUUCGGUGGGCGUACCGCUACGAGAACUUCCAGGCGAACAACGACCGCUUCCUCGUGGCGAAUACGACUGUGAUCGCCCUCCAGAUGACACCCUACGCGGGGUUCUACGGCUCGCCCGGCAGCGGGACGCCGAUGCGUCGCGCAUUUGAUGCUGGCCGCGUUAUGCUGCAUGUACUCGACCUGAACAUUCCGACUGCCGCACACGACACGCGCUCGUAUGCGCUGCUGCUUCACUCGGCCACCGGCACACUGUUUGCUGGACUACGCCGGCUGGGCGCGGACAUCAUGGCCGCCGGCGGCUCGGCAGCGGACGUGGAGAGUUAUGCGCCGCAGAUUGCCGCGCUUGUCGAGCAGGACGCGCUGGUCGCGCAUUCUGCUGUGUGGGAUUUGCAACCAGUCAGCGCCGCGCACACGCUGAUGCACACUCUCGGCAUCAUUAUAUAG
Molecule: messenger RNA, 2037 nt
Organism: Mycena indigotica
Lineage: Eukaryota; Fungi; Basidiomycota; Agaricomycetes; Agaricales; Mycenaceae
Product: MYND-type domain-containing protein
Exons: 4
Coding region: 1-2037 (678 amino acids)
Source: RefSeq, a predicted model, not a curated record